CACGGGUAAAACAAGGACAUGCUCUGAAGAGACGUUUGCUUCGGGGAGCACAGCGGAUGCCACAGGUGUAGCCGCUGGGCUCAGCAGAGUAAUGGCUGUUCAGACUGCAAUCAUGAACCCUCAGUUCAUGAAUUUCUGCUUCCCUGGCUCUGUGAUGGAGUACGACGUGGAGAGGAGUCUGGAUGGGAGUCUCCUCGUCGAGGCGGAAAAUGACGAGGACUACAGAGAGACCACCAGGGACUUGCUGAGUUUCAUCGACUCGGCCUCCAGCAACAUCAAGCUGGCUCUGGACAAGCCGGUGAAAUCCAAGAGGAAAGUCAACCACCGGAAGUAUCUACAGAAGCAGAUCAAAAUGUGCACGGGCAUCGUAACGCCAGGGAACACAGCAGAGCCCCAGGUCAAAAGACAAGGUUCCCCCGUGGCUCAGCCCUUGCAGAGCAAAACUCCACCGAAACGUGACGGGGUCCAGGCCAGCUUACAGAGCAAGAGCUUGGCAGCCCUCUUUAACCCUGUGAAGGAUAUACGGGGUGAAAAGGCCAAGAAACCACCCCUGAGGCAUCGCAAUCUUCCCCCUUCUUUCUUCACCGAGCCUGCCAACUGCUCCAAAGUCAGCUCCACAUCCGGGAUGACGCUGAAGGACUUGGAGCGAGGCAAUCCUGAGGCCACGGAGUUCUUUGAGCUCUUAGGGCCCGAUUACAGCAACAUGGUCAGUGAACAGGACCUUUAUCAAAGUGUCCCGGUGCAGCCGGAGAUGGGGGCCCCGGAUCCCACUUCUUACGAUGCUCAGCAUUUAGUUGGUGGUCUCCUCUACUCGGAGCCCUGGACGAGCUGCUCAGGACCUUCUAAGAAACUCGGGGAAAGCCUGCGUACGGGUCUGACGCAGCCUCUUGUCUACUGUCCCUCUGAGGCGGUCUCCGGGUCCAUAGAGGACAACGCACUGUGCACUUUGGCCUUCCCGAACUUCUUCACUGACUGCUCCAUACCUCAGGCCACUUAUGAUUUAAGUGGUGGUUAUAACAGAGCAAAUUAUUCAUCUCUAUGAGAAAGUGAAAAUGCUGUGCUGGUGAAAAGCAGAUAAAAAUGUCUCUGACAAGUUUAACACUAGUCGAAGAGAUUUGCAUGUUACUGUAUCAUAUGUGUUCAUCUGUAGCGGAGGUUUGCAAGCGGAAUUCAACAUUUUGUACCAUUCCCCUCCCAACGACAAAAAACGAAACGCGUAUCGCUUUCUUUGAGAGAAACGAGGAACUAAAAAUGAUGUAUUUCAUUAAAGAAAAUAUCAAAAGCUUUUCAAGUAACUGGAUACCAUGUACUUUACAACAUCUUGGUUUAAUUUGCUGCACUGUUCUGUGAAAUAUUCAAAUGUUUCUCAAGUGGAUGUUGUUUUCAUUAUCUCGGUAUGGAAAUGUAACCGAUUCGUGGUCGGCUUCAGUUUUUUUACAGCUGAGUUUGUUCGUCUGCUCAUUAGAUUGUAUCUCAUCCAUCUGGGAAUCUGUUCAUGAAGAUAUAUUUAAUUAGAAAGAACAACACACAAGCUGAAGAAAUAGUUGUUUGUUUAGUCUACUAAAAGCCACCAGUUGCUAGGAAAAGGUAUUAUCGGACUUGCAUUCGACAAAACGUGCUGAAACAAUCGUCCCUGUUGGUAACUGGUCUGUGGAGAAUUUAUUUAGCUCAAAUUACUUUUCUAACGGUGUGUGGUGCCAUGUUUGUUUUCCACCAUUUUACAGCUCGGAAAUGAGCUGGCUGAGUGGCGACUUUUAUUCGUUUAGUUGGAACAGCCCUAAAUGUAUCUGGCUACUGCAAGAGGACAAAAUAAAGCUGGUCUUUAUUACUGUGACGACAGUGUCUGUGUCUGUGCUCAUUGCUGAUCAUGGAUGUUGUGAUUAUCAGAAUACAAGAGGGUACAAGGCACAACACUGCAUGGAAUAAAGUGUGUGUCUCUCAAAUACAUUUAUACAGUUUUAUACACGAGAGUUGAAAUGUGAUCAGUGAAGUAAAACAAUAUGGCAAUAUGUACAUUGUUAAAUACAGAUAGAAAGUCAGAUCAGCAAAUGUUGCUGAGUCUUUUACAUCUCAUCUUUUUACUGAUGCUUCUUUGCCGCGAUUUUGUUCCCACUAAAUUCUAUUUUUGCAUGUUUGUUGUAUUUAUUUAUUGAAGCAUUUUGUAACCCUUUGUGUUCUUCAUAGAUUAACUUUUAUUUACUUACUAUUUAGUUGCGAUGCAAUACAACUGCCUUGUAAUACAAAUAACAGUGUUGAGUCGACAUUCAUCUCUAUAUAUAUAAAAAAAUAUAUAGUUGGAAUAGUAUUUACUUCUGGGCUGACAUUGCACUGUAUUACAUCACAGGUGUUUUUAAAUGUUCCAGUCACCGAGUGUAUUUAAAUCAAUAUAACAAUAUAGAAUUUUCUCUCAUAUAUAUAUACUUGUAUAUGUUGUUUGUGAAUACAAUGCUGAUUGCACACUGUACAAACAUGUUGUGUCUCAUCCAAUAAAUCAUAAUUCCAGUCCCAUUUAUUGAGACAGAAUUAAAGAAUUCA
Molecule: messenger RNA, 2535 nt
Organism: Pseudoliparis swirei
Lineage: Eukaryota; Metazoa; Chordata; Actinopteri; Perciformes; Liparidae
Product: protein FAM181B
Exons: 1
Coding region: 92-1042 (316 amino acids)
Source: RefSeq, a predicted model, not a curated record